Molecule: messenger RNA, 1278 nt
Organism: Eucalyptus grandis
Lineage: Eukaryota; Viridiplantae; Streptophyta; Magnoliopsida; Myrtales; Myrtaceae
Product: G-type lectin S-receptor-like serine/threonine-protein kinase SD1-1
Exons: 4
Coding region: 320-748 (142 amino acids)
Biological process (GO): protein phosphorylation
Molecular function (GO): ATP binding; protein kinase activity
Source: RefSeq, a predicted model, not a curated record
AACCCAUUUAAUUGUUCUAAAGGAGAAGGGUUUAAGAGGCUCAAAGGUGUGAAAUGCCUGAUUUGUUGCACUUCACGAUGAACACUGGCAUGAGCCUAAGCAAUGUGAAUUAGAGUGCUUCAAGAACUGCUCAUGCAGGGCCUAAGCAAACAUAGAUGCCACAGGAGGUGGAAGUGGCUGUCUCCUAUGGUUUGGAGAUCUUCUUGAUGUCAGAAAACUCAGUGAAUAUGCGAAUCAAGAUCUUUACAUUCGUGUUUCAGCCUCAGACCUCGAUUCAGCAAAUUUCAAGUGGAAAGAAUGGGUGGCAGUGGCGAUUUCCAUGGCAUUUGUCGUGCUUUUGGUGGUGCUUUAUUUCUGCAUUUUUAGGAAGAUGAAAAAACAUGCUCAAGGGAUCGCAUUCGACCUUCAAGCUAAAGAUGAGAAUAGCUUACAGCUUCCGAUCUUUGAUAUGGUCACCAUUUUACGAGCAACUAACAACUUUUGUGAUUCAAAUAAGAUAGGAGAAGGAGGUUUUGGCCCAGUAUACAAGGGUCAGCUGCCAAAUGGGCAAGAAAUAGCAGUCAAGAGAUUGUCAGAAGACUCUCGGCAAGGUCUCAAUGAAUUCAAGAAUGAAGUCAUGUUGAUCGCGAAGCUUCAGCACCGAAAUCUUGUGAGGCUUCUGGGGUGUUGCACUGAAGAAGAGAGGAUGCUAAUCUACGAGUACAUGCCUAAUGGAAGCCUAGACUCUUUCAUAUUUGGUUUGAUUUGAUCGAUACCUUCUUUGUUUGAUUUUGAUUUUAAUACAGUCUUUUGGAAACGUUUUCUCAUCUAGAUUACUGAUUAGAAAAAGGUUUGUUUCAGGUAAAACAAGGGAAAAUUCUCUGGUAUGUAGAAUGCGAUUCGACAUAAUAGUAGGAAUUGGGAGGGGCCUCCUUUAUCUCCAUCGAGAUUCGAGAUUGAGAAUCAUACAUAGGGAUCUCAAAGCAAGCAAUGUACAAUGAGAUGAACCCUAAAAUAUCAGAUUUUGGCAUGGCUAGAGUCUUUGGCGGAGAUCUAUCUCUAGUGAAAACUAAGAGGAUAGUCAGCACUUAGUAAGUAGUGAGUCAGAUUUUCAUGGCUUACACAUCCCUUUUCUUGUUAUGCAUAUUAUUUUUCCUACAGUGGUUACAUGGUGCCAGAAUACGCAAUAGAUGGGCUUUUCUUGACAAAAUCAGACAUUUUUAGCUUUGGAGUAUUGUUGCUGGAGAUAAUAAGCGGAAAGAGGAAUAGAGAGUUCAAUCAUCCAGACCAUUGCUUCAA